Phalacrocorax carbo (great cormorant) is the source of this 7495-nucleotide messenger RNA. Lineage: Eukaryota; Metazoa; Chordata; Aves; Suliformes; Phalacrocoracidae. The record is from RefSeq and is a predicted model, not a curated record.
UGAACGCUGUCUCUAGGACUUUUGACCAUGAGCGACUAUGAGACCAGAUGUCACACAUCCUGAAAGGCCUCCACUUCAAAUUAAUGGAAUUUUACACAUCCACAAAUAUUAGAUUGGUGCCAAAGUGAUCAGCAUCUUACAGAAAUGAAUGCCGAAUGAAGUUUUGCCCUAUCCACAUGCUUUCUGUAAGAAUCAUACAAGCCAAGAACAUCAAGUCAAGAGACCUGUGGACAGUUCCACUUUCCUGCCAAAACCUUGCGGGGCAAUGUUAUUCACUGCUUGAUACCAGUCUGAAGUAUUUAGGCAUCUCGGGCUGCAGUAGAAAUCUUCAGUCAAGUCCAGACUCCAGCUCUGAAAGACAUCACCUUGGAGAUUUCCUUUCACACCGUUGUCAAGCUUCACAAAUGACUGCAUCAGACUGCUAUGUGCGCUUGUGGCUGCCAUCUGCUUCAAAUAGAAAGCUUCAGACCAAAACCAUCAAGAAUUCUGACAACCCUGUCUGGAAUGAGACUUUCUACUUUAGGAUCCAAAGAGAAGUUGAGAACAUUUUAGAAUUGGCAGUGUGUGAUGAAGAUCCACUCACCAAAGAUGACAUGCAGUUCACCGUUCUUUUUAAUGUUGCUAGAAUCAGACCUGGAGAGACACUCCGGGAGACAUUUGCUCUGAAAUCGGAGAAAGAGAGUUGCGCUAAGAAAUGGGAAAGUUUGGAAGUGGAAUUCUGGAUGGAAAGAAUUCCUGGCCCUCCAGAGCACCUCAUUACCAAUGACGUCCUAGUGUCCCGUGAGGUUUGCUGCUUGGAAGUGCAAGUGGACAUUAAUGAAAGCAGGAAAUAUUUGAAAGAGGGUAAAAAUCUUGUGCUUACGGUGCCUGCAUCUCAUGAGGGAACACAGAAAACUGCAGAGGACACAGAUACUUUCUACUUCCAUUGUGUGAAGGCUUGGGAACCAGUUCUAAAAGUCAGGCUGCAGAAAGUUUCUGAUAAGGAAGAUGACGAUAGCAAUUUAAGUGACACCUUAACAGUACCACUGAAAUUUCUCCCUGUUGGACAUAAAGUGAAAGUAACCCUCCCUGUAAGACAUAAUGUGCCGCUGCCGUUGUACCUCCAACUGGAUGAUUGCACAGAAAAACUAGAUGUGCGCUUAGGGUACGAUCUGUGCCGAGAAGAGCAAGAAUUCUUGCAAAAAAGGAAGAGAGUGGUUGCCAGUGCCCUGAAGAGAGUUCUUCAUCUGGAACGAGAUCUACAUGGACAUGAGGUCCCAGUAAUAGCUGUUAUGGCAACAGGCGGAGGCCUCAGAGCAAUGUCAGCUAUGUUUGGCCACCUCUUAGCUCUUCAGAAGCUAAAUCUGUUGGACUGUGUUACCUACAUAACUGGGGCUUCUGGCUCAACAUGGACCCUAGCAGACCUGUAUGAGCAUGCCGACUGGUCACAGAAGACUCUGGAGGGGCCACUUAAGGCAGUGAAAGAGCAAGUGACAAAAUGCAAGCGCAACCUUAUGUCUAUAGAGCACCUGAAGUAUUAUCACGAGGAGCUCACUGAACGGGCAAAAGCAGGACAUGUGUCAUCUUUUACAACUCUGUGGUCACUUGUUCAGGAAAUGUUCUUACACGAACAGCCAAGGAAGUACAAACUUACAGACCAGCGCAAGGCAUUGGAGCAUGGGCAAAACCCAUUGCCUUUCUAUGCAGUCCUCAAUGUGAAAGAGGAGAAGUUCAGUACUUUCAAAUUUAGAGAGUGGGUGGAGUUCUCUCCUUAUGAGGUGGCCAUACCAAAAUACGGAGCCUCCAUUCGUUCUGAGUAUUUUGACAGUGAGUUCUUCAUGGGAAAGCGAGUGAAGAAGCUGCCGGAAUCUCGGAUCUGCUAUCUGGAAGGCCUGUGGACAAACAUCUUCACUAGGAAUUUGCUGGAUGGCUUGUACUGGUCCUCAAAUUCAAAGGAAUUCUGGGAACGGUGGGCCAAAGAUAUGGUAGAUAUAGAAAAACAUUCCCCUGAGGAGGAUGUCACUGUCAUCGAGCCUCCAUCUUGUUUGUCAGGGAAGCUGUAUGAAAUGUUUCAGGACAUUAUGACCAAGCGUCCGCUACUGGGAAAGUCUCAUAACUUCCUGAGAGGCUUAGAAUUUCAUAAGGAUUAUGUCCAUCAGAAAAAAUUUAUUGAAUGGAAAGACACUGUGCUGGACUCCUUCCCUAACAAUCUGACACCGCUGCAGAAAUAUCUUUGCCUGAUAGAUGUUGGCUAUUUCAUCAACACCAGUGGCGCAGCCCUUUUCAAGCCAGAGAGGAAUGUAGAUGUCAUUAUCUCACUUGAUUAUGGUUUGGGGAAUGUGUUCAAGCAAUUAGAGAUGACAUACAAAUAUUGCAAGAUACAAAAAAUCCCAUUCCCCAAAGUGGAGAUAAGUAAAGAAGAAGAGAAGAACCCAAAGGAGUGUUAUGUGUUUUCGGACGCAGAGGACCCCAGAGCACCCAUAGUAAUCCAUUUCCCCCUGGUGAAUGACACCUUUAAGGAAUUCAAGGAGCCUGGGGUAAAGCGCUGUCUCUCAGAGAUGGAAGAAGGCAAAGUGAAUCUGGAGAACAACUGCUCACCGUAUUACCUCAUUAGGCUAAUCUACUCCCCUGAAAAUUUUGACAAACUCGUGAACCUGAGCAUAUACAACAUCCUCAAUAACAAAGACAUGCUCCUCCAGGCAAUCCGGAGUGCCGUAGAACGGAGAAGCGGCAGGACUGGGAACUUCCCCAGCCACUCUGGACCUGGAUACCCCUAGGCUGGGUUUUUGCAUUGUUCCCCACUGAAGGCUAUGACAGUCACAUUACAAUACAUCACAGUCACAUUCUAACAUGUCACAGUCACAUUACAACACAUCACAGUGUUCAUUAUUUGCAGGAAACUGAGGAAGCCUGUACAUUUCUCAUCUUGCCUUGUUCAAGUUCCUAGCUUUCAAAAGGGUUUAUUUAAUCUCCUUCCCCCCAGUUUUCAGACCGUGAGAGCCUCACACUGUGGUCUUACUUGUUAAGAAAUUAGGGUCCUAGUUAGCAGAGACCUUCCAGGAUCUCCCAAAUGUUAUAGAAUAUGGUGGUGGUGGUAGUGAUAGUUCUUCGUACGUGCCUGUCCCCUCAUUCCUGAGCCCAUUGUCGGUGUCUUUUCAAUGCUUCAUUACAAACCAAGUCCUCGCCAUUUGCAUUCAGUAAUGUCCAGAUUUUCAGAUAGGCUGAGCGACUAGAAUUUGCACUGAAUUGGUGGGCUCAGCUUUGAAGUCAGGCCAAAGAAUCAAAUAUAUCUGUGAACAACGGCCAAACUGCAAUGUGCAUUCUGCUGGCUGAUUCCCCUUGCUGAUAUCGAAAUUAUUCCUUUUUUCCAUUCCCCUGCAAGAGUUUGGCACAGAAAUGCUGCUCCAGACUGCUACGAGGGGGCGGUUACAUUUCAAGGAGAGAGGACUUUAGCUGCAGAGAGCGAGUAUGGUUCUUUUGAGCACUGGCUGGGGGAAAAAUACCGUAUAAGGCAUGAGUGAUUAUAUUGAUUUAUAAGGGUAGUGCCUUCAUGCAUUAAAAUGUCAAGAGCCUGAAACAAGCUUUUGAUACCAGAAACUCGAGGGGAGUAACUACCAUAGGCUCAAGCACAUUUGAUUUAAAAAUCAUGGUGGAGGCAUAAGCUGGUGUUCCUUACGUAUGUAAACUGAAUGUAGGAUAACAUAACUCACUAACGGAGUGCAUAGCCAUUGUAUUUGCGCACCCAUAAGAUUUUUUCCCUUUACAGGCGUUUUCCCUAACAUCAUAGGCAAGGUAUUUUUAAUAGGUGCUACACUAAAAUAGAGCACAAAUGAAAAAAAAAAGGAAAUUCUUUAUGGCACCUCCUUGCUGGAGGAAAAUAUUUGGAAAAAUGAUGCAUGGUUUUCAUUUGCCUUGGAGUGACGUGAGAGACUUUGCCUUGAACUAGGAGCUUGGAACAUCUUUAUAGCCCUCGACUCCAUUAAAAAGAUGGUAGGGAAGGAUGAUGAGCAAUACGAAACAGAGCUCCACGGAAGUCGGAGAAGAUUCCAGAGUUCCUAGAACUGAAGGAGUUGGACCUGCUUCUGGCUUAUUUAAUCCAAACACAGCAUAUUCAUUGGAACCUCCAAGGAAAAUCUUAUACAUUUCUUCUGUGUUGGAAAUUUACUCGAUAUUUAGAAUUCGUUUUACUUGAAAGCCAAAGCUAGACAAAGAAAGAGAAACGGAGGUCUGCCUUUUUGGUAUACGCACACAGCACUCAAGGUCAGAGGGAGGGCGUUUAGAAAAGGCUUCGUUGCCUAACCCUGCAUCUACUAAAUGCGCCUUCUGCUGCAAGCAAUGGCAAUGAAUAAGCCUCGGCACUAUUCCUUGUGCAAUGCUUACUUACUGAGCUAAGGAAUACCAUGCAAAACCUGAGGAGUCUUAGCAGCUAGAAUGCAACUGGACAACUGAAUUCAGACCAUGAGAAGAUAAGAAGUAAUUGGGUACCGGCUGCAAGAAAAAAAUGAAGAGCCAUUUUGAGCUGAAAGGUGAGGUGGCAGCAGGGGGCUGUCUCAGAAGAGAGAGUCCUUCCAGCAGGAUCUGCUACCUUCGCAUAGGAGAGCAGGACGUCCUGGCACACUGUGCCGUGGUGCAGGUAUAUGCACAUACGAGCACAGGCAGCUGUGUGCAUGCACACGCACAGGGUGCGCACUGUUUUCAUGCUCCUCUGGCUGGUCCUAUAGAGAAACCCCUUCCUAUAUCUGCUUGCACAGAACAAAACCUGAUUCCAGCAUGGCUGCAAAGAGGCUGCAUGCUCCUGCGUCCCGUGGCCUGGUGCACCCUGAUUCACCCAGGCUCCAGUGCUUGGCCCCCACAGCCAGUCGGUGUUUGGCCCCCUGCUCGCCUCGGCCGGGCAGCGGGAGAGGAGAGGAUGGCCGAGGAAUGAGCAGUGCCAUGGUGCUGCCUGUCUCCAUGCCCUCACUGCGUUGGCGCGCUUGGGGUGUCAAAUUAUUGCUCGUGGCUUCCAGCACUAUGCCAUGACACAGGAGGUGGGACGGGCUGAGCCGGAGGAGGGGGCUGGGGGCUGAACAGCUUGAGGGGAGUCCCAGUAAUGGCAGCUUUUCUGCUGCAGUGGUUGAAAGACUCAGUUCAGCCAGAGACACUGGUGUUCUCCACAACAGACUGGGACUUAUUUUGACACCUAACCAAUAUCUAACUGAAGCCAGAAGACCUGGCCUUCAGGAACAGAGAUUCAGGGCAGCCCCUGCUGAGAUACAGCAGAUUUGUCAGGAACAAGACCACCAAUGCCUUUCGUUUAUGUGUCAUCCAUAUUGUAAAUAGGAACGCUAUUUUACCUCAUCUACCUAAUUUUUAUACUCUGCUGCUGAAAACAAAACAAAAAAUCUCUGGGUUUUGUUCAUGGGCUACAGUGAGUGAUCCGCACCCCUCGUGAACCUUGGCAGCACGUGCGCAGCAGUGAGGCAGCUUAGCCACACUGAGAAAAUGGGGUCUCUCUAAAUGACCAAUAACUGGGACAGGCUCGGUGCAUUCGUAGUGCUGCUAAUGCAAACAGAAAUUCCCACUAAAAUGUGAAACAGCCAGAAAACCCCACAGGGUUUUCAGGUAACCCACAGUCAGUGGAGAAUGACUUUCCUGCAGGACUGUUAAACCCUGUCAUACAGCGAGGGCGGUAGCUGUGGGUAGGGAAGGCGGUGGAAAGGGUGGUGUGACUCUCCAUUUGCUGGGAGAACUGUCACUGACGGUUUUGUCAGUACCUAAAACGGGGCUGGGGGCUGCUGUUUAGUCUUGCAGCCCAGAGGCACAGACAAGCAUGUGGCCCUUGAGCUCCUUGGGGCCCAUGUGGUACCCCUGUAGCCUUAAAUGACAAUAGUUUGGGUUUUUUUUUUAAAUAUUUUUGCAUUUCAGAGCCUGAAAUUAUGUGAGGGCUGUAUCAUUGCCCAUCAGAGUGUUGGUUCUUUUUUUUUCGGGGUUUUUUUUUGGUUUUUUUUUUUUUUUUUUUUAGCAUGAUGGCGUUGAGGGAGUUCGUUGCUGGCCUGACGGUGUGACAGGAGGACCUGGAGGGCAUCUGUGAGGGCCAAGGCUGCUGGAGGGCUCCGCGGGGUGGAGAGAACCACACCUGGCACAGUCUUAUCCAUGCACCUUGUUGGGAAGUGGUGGCUGGCACAUGCUGUCCCCUAAAGCACGCACGGGCUCUGGGUCAGAACCUGCUGGUUUGCACAGCCCGAAACCCACAAAGCUACAGCGCACAGCCGCAGCGACGUACAGCUGCUCAGUGACCCGCGCGCAGGUCUGCGCAUGGGUCCUUGUGUCCCUUUGGGUGCAUGUGGAGUCUAAGGGACCGGCCCACUGAAACGUCGUGCGUUUGCUUCCCAAAGGCUGUUUGCUUGUUCUUUGUCCCCAGUCUUGCCUGCCCGUGUGCGCGUGCUGCCGAAUGGCUGUUUGAACGGCGUGCGUGAAAAGCAAGGCAGGCACCGCAAGGAGAAGGCUGUCUCGCUGCCUCUCACCGUAAAAAGGUGUGUGUGACAAGGCACAUGGCAUGCUUACAAACUGGGUCUUGCUGUUGUGGCGUUGUAUUUGCUUCACUGCUGAAGAUGAAUGCAUGUGUGCAAAAACUCAUCUGAAAUGCACCCUAGAGCACUGCUCUCAUGUGACCAUUUUGCUGGAAAACCCCCACAAAUACCGAGCUUGCUAUCUGCUGCCAAACACAAAGGAAACAUACGUUCGUUCUUAUAACUGUUAGCUACUUUAUAGAAGUUGCCUGCUUGUGUCUUUUAACUGGUUAAUAAUAUAUUAAUUAAAAAUAAAACAUUGCAAAGGAGCACCAGACCCAUGGAAGUCUUUAUGCACUUAAACACAAGACUACAUUUUUCCCAGUUGUGUUAGCACUACUUACCCUAGAUACCUGCUGAGCACUUCGCAGGGCAUUGCCUGGUUUCAAGGUUGGGUGGAAAAAAAAAAAAAUCAGAGGGAAGAUAUUCUGGUUUACAAAUGCAUUGAGAGCCUGGAAAAAAAUGGAACAAAAUCUACCUCCUGUAGUAAAACCCUCUUCAGUGCAACGGCACAAGGCAGGGUAGGAAGGGCACAGUAGGACGGUGCUAAGCCAAAGCCAAGGCACAGCUUUAUUUUGCCUCUUGGUGAUUGGAUUGACAUGUGUACAGAAGUCUGCCUUUUGCUGAACUUUACUGUUAUCAAUUAAAUGGUGACUUUAAAAUACUGAAGUUAAAAAGAAAAAGCUUUAACUUUCUUUUGUAAAAUCAGUUAAAAAAGAUCAACAAUAAAGGAAAAUGCGCUGGUUUCCAUAUUACUUUCAUUUGCUGUAUUUUUUUGUGACAGGCGGCGGCUCCAGCCAGAGCCAGGUACAGCAGAUGAGAGAACCAGACUAGCCAAAAGCAAUAUAAUUAUUAGAGCCCCUUGUUGGCUGCGAGUGACUGAGCUGAAUCAGUCUGAACACAAAUUUACACUCUAGACAUUGCAUGUACCCAUGAAGUAUUUACAUAAAGCUGGUGUUAGGCACGCU